AUGUCUCAAAUUAUCCGGAGACACCAUUUAUUGGCAGAAGAGUUCAAACUCUUACAAUUACCAAGUAAUUCAGUAAACACUCUCCACUUAGAAGCUCGUCCUCACAAUGAUCCACCAGCAGAAGUCCACCAAGCUCCAGCUCGCCAGCUAGCAUCCUCACAACUGUACAACUGGCAAGGCAGCAAAACAACCAUGAAAGAAAGAUUUGCAUUUUUGUUCAACAAUGAAAUUCUAUCAGACGUAAGAUUUUUAGUGGGUCGAGUUGGACAGCAGCAACGAAUUCCCGCCCACAAGCUGGUGCUCUCAUCAGGCAGCGCAGUUUUUGACGCCAUGUUCAAUGGAACUCUCGCUACGGCCUCAGCAGAAAUAGAAGUACCAGACGUAGAGCCUGCUGCUUUUCUCGCGGUCUUAUUGUUCCUAUAUACCGACGAAAUCCAGAUUGAUCCCGACACGGUGAUGACUACUCUCUACACCGCUAAAAAAUACGCAGUUUCUCCAUUGGAAAAACACUGCGUUGAAUUUCUUCGCAGUCAUCUCACCCACGACAACGCAUUUUUAUUACUUACUCAAGCUAGGCUCUUUGAUGAACAGCAGCUGGCUGCUGUUUGCUUGGAUACUAUCGACAAGUUCACCACCGACGCGCUUAAUGCUGAUGGAUUUACGGAUAUUGAUAUUGAUACCUUGAUGGUAGUUCUUGAAAGAGACACUUUAAGAGUCAGAGAGUCAAAAAUCUUCCAGGCUGUUGUCAGAUGGUCCGAAGCUGAGUGUGUUAGACAACAAUUGCCAGUUACUCCAGAAAAUCAGAGAUCUGUGCUAGGGAGAGCGUUGUCUUUGGUUCGGUUUCCAUUGAUGUCUGUCGAGGAAUUUGCAAUGGGACCAGCUCAAUGUGGCUUGUUGACUGACAGAGAGGUAGUUUCUUUAUUUUUAUACUUUACGGUCAAUCCAAAACCAGCAGUUGGAUUUGAAGCUAUGCCAAGAUGUCGUAUGAUGGGAAAAGAAUUAACAGUCUGCAGGUUCCAGCAAACAGAUAGUCGUUGGGGUUACAAUGGAACUAGUGAUCGUAUAAGAUUCAGCGUAGACAGACGGAUAUUCUUGGUAGGCUACGGUGUUUACGGAAGCGUUCAUGGACCUGCUGAAUACGAAGUAUUGAUAGAACUGACCCACACUGCGUCUGGAAAGACAAUAGCAACUAACUCAACGAGCUUCAGCUGCGAUGGAUCUAACUAUACAUACCGGCUGAUGUUCAAGGAACCCAUCGAAAUAAUAGCUAACACCAUUUACACCGCCUCAGCUACUUUCAAAGGUCCUGAUUCUCAUUAUGGAACCAAAGGGCUGAGAUGUGUUUCUGUAGAUUGCUUCAAUAGUGGUAAAAAUAUUAUUAAGUUUCAAUUUAGCUUCGCUGCUGGAAAUAACAACGGAACUUCCAUCGAAGACGGCCAGAUUCCUGAAUUAAUUUUUUACACUUAA
Cotesia congregata is the source of this 1467-nucleotide messenger RNA. Lineage: Eukaryota; Metazoa; Arthropoda; Insecta; Hymenoptera; Braconidae. The record is from the annotation of a GenBank genome assembly.